Messenger RNA from Verticillium dahliae VdLs.17, 1603 nucleotides. RefSeq lists its product as uncharacterized. The record is from RefSeq and is a predicted model, not a curated record. Lineage: Eukaryota; Fungi; Ascomycota; Sordariomycetes; Glomerellales; Plectosphaerellaceae. Bases 1 to 1236 code for a protein of 411 amino acids. The transcript has a single exon.
AUGGCCUCAGCAAGAACAUCCAGCCUGUCUCCUGGGAAUAUCAAGUAUAUUGCCAACCGGCCCGCCAUCCACCGCCGUUAUCCCUCACUGCCCUCAGCGCGCAAUCCUCGUCGUGCUGCGCCCCGAAGACGACCCCCUCCUCGCCGCGAUGGUGAUAACCGCGGCACGGCCAUCGUCGUCAAGGUUGGCGGCUCGCUCUUCACCCUCAGCAGGCUCCAAGGUCUCGUUGACAGCGCCCAUACCAACGGCAAGAUUCCGCGCCGAGUUGUCCUGCCGCGCGACUCGCUCGCCGCAGCAGCCAUGGUCGAGCGUUGGAAAGAUGUCAUUCUCGAAACCCGCCAGGCCGAGCGGGAGGCUGCUUUCAAGGCCAUCACGGAAGCAGAGGAGACAGCAGCUUCUGCCGAAGCAACUGCCCAGGCUAGCACGGACGACGCGCCGCAGGCGAAGCGUCCAUUUUUGUGGGCGACUGCUCGGACAAGGGGCAGCUCUGUUUGGCGGCCCGUGGAGACCACGACAGCGUCUGGGCGGGUGAAGAAGUUUCUCCGCAAAGUACCGGUCAAACCAGUGUUCGAAAGCCCGGCUCACACUAUACCUGUUGCCCCGAAUAUGCCUGUGAGCAAACCUGUCAGUGAACAGCCUGUCUGCCCGCCACUUUUUCCCGAGAGCCUCGCCACCGAAACACCAACUGUCCAGGUCACAGCCCCCAAGACCUCGACGGCGAAGACGUUGGCUGUCAAAGGGACGAACCCGACACCAGCCGCCUUACCAGAAGCCACUCAGGUGCUAGAUCUGGUGACGCCAACCAUCCCCAAGCCGGCGAGCAAGACCACAGUCGAUAGAGCGGAGCGUCCUUCACAAGCAAAAAUCAAGCCACUGGUGCUCAAGCCAUUUAACAAUGACUGGUUGACUAAAAAGAAGCCAGUCAGUAAGGCGCCAGCUCAGCAACCAGCGAGCAGCACACUAUCAACUGCCAGCAUGUCAAGCCUUCAGGUGCCAGCGCGUGAGACAGAAAAGACAAAGACACCAGUCAACCCACCUCUGGCCAGCAACCCAUUAACCGGGACGAUGCCCAUCAGCUCACACCCAGCCCUGCAGAAGAUAACCAUCAAGACAUCAGCUCAUAGCCCGGCCAGUACACCUCUGACAAGGAAAACACCAAGCAACAGUGCAGUCAAACCCAAAAUGUCGACCAGUUCAACGCCAGGUUCCAAGCUUAGACUUUCCAAACCCUCAUGAGGUCGCCACCGAGAAGGAACUGUCUAACGGAACAAUCAUGUGAACGAACUUCGGCUGCCGUAGGUAGUCGCAAGCUUCGAGAAAGCUCAUAAGACAAAGUAUCGCUUGAGCACACGUCAGAGGUUUCGAGUCAUGAUGAAUGGGCCCCAUUAGGUGUGAAAAGAGUUUUCAAGCUCACGUUUAGCUGCAUGAUUGAGGAUGACCUUGGGUAAGGGCGGAGGGGAAUGUCCAUUGUCCAGUCUAUGUAAUCAUGGCAUGGGGGAAGCAGUAGUUUGUGCGCGAUUCUAGUCAGGUCAUGCUGAUAAGAAAGCAAUCGCUUGGCAUUGGUGUCAACUCACUUUGAAAUACUCAUCUUUUUCCAUCUUUC